This is a messenger RNA of Eremomyces bilateralis CBS 781.70, 2843 nucleotides long. Its product is annotated as VID27-domain-containing protein. The record is from RefSeq and is a predicted model, not a curated record. Lineage: Eukaryota; Fungi; Ascomycota; Dothideomycetes; Eremomycetales; Eremomycetaceae. The transcript has 3 exons. Gene Ontology annotation, cellular component: cytoplasm; nucleus. The coding region runs from base 177 to 2507 and encodes 776 amino acids.
CAGCGCAACGACGUCAGGCAGCACCAGCCUGGUUUCUGACUAUUACCACUUUCAACCUCCAACAUCUUUCAUUUGUUCCCUCCAAUUUUCAGUGGACUCGAGGACCAUACUUCUGAGCGCAGGGACAUUCCUUGAAAAGGAAAGCUCUCAGUGGUGCUCUCACACUCACGGUUAAGAUGUUUAUGAUCAAGAACGUGAGCAAGUUCCUGUUCGGAGAUAGCUCGAAAGAAUCCAUCAUCGAGGUCCCUCAGGGCCAGCUUUACCUUGUCCGACCACUUUCGGUGAAGGGAUAUUCAGAGCUGAUCUUCAAGGACGCUGCAGCUUCCAUCCGACGAACUGGACAGGAGUUUCAAUAUCAACUCGUAAUACAGCGCGCUUACGAAGAGGGGGAGGAAGAGCUUCUUGCAGAGGAAGAAGGCGACGCGACAGGCGAAGGACUCUCGUUAGAGACGGACGAGAAGUCGUUCCUACUCGACCAAGGCCUCCAGUUUCGAUCGGAUAUUCGGGAGACGGGUGAAAAGGUCUUUGCAUGGACGGAUUUGAGCGGUGAUACCGGUGACCUCUUCGAAUUCGUCUGUGAUCGGUCGAUCCAGCCGGCUACAAUCGCCGCAUUCGAGAGGGCUGCCCUCGCCUGCCAAUACGAGAGGAAAUACCGCCGGAGUGGCGAGGACGCUACAGAGGAAGACUUGCAGGAGUUCGAGUUUGAGGAAGAGUCAAUUCCUUCUGCCAGUCCGAUCAUCGACCACGCUCUAACCGAGUCGGCCAAGUUCAACAUGGCUCCGCAGAAAGACGCUGGUAAAGACAAACAAACAGCACUCCCUGGAGCCGCGAAACCAAAAGAGGGGGAGUUGCUCGUAGCAGUGAGCGCGGAACUACAUUUCUUUGACUUCACUACUGGCGAAUUCGUCCUGCAGGAGCGAUCUGCCAUCGCCACAGUUACUGACAUUGGCGGUUGGAACUACUGGCUGCAAAUAUCCAGUGAGGACAAGGAGUGGCUUGGUCAGCCCGUCGUGGCAGAGAUCAACCCGGUGUUCAACUUCGAGUUCUUGUCCUUCAUCUUCAAUCAUUACUCUGAAGAUGGCUCUGCCUACUCCUGGCUGCUACGCUUUAAGGACCAGAAUGCACUUGAGAAGUUCCAAGAGUCUCUUAUGCAGGGGCUAUGGGAGCACCUCAAUCAAAUAAAAUGGGCAAAAAGCAAAGAUACGGAGCGAGAGUACGUCCUAGAAGCUUUCCAGGACCUCACCAUGGAGGACUCAGAGUCGGCGGAAGCUGAAGAGGAGGAGGAAGAGGAGGAAGAGGAAGAGGAGAGCGCAGGGGAACGAAGCGAGCACUAUGACACCGACGAGUCGGAGGAUGAUGUACUAGAGAAAGACGAAGACGGCAACGUGAACUCUCAGCUUGCUGUCGGUUACAAGCAUGACCGCUCCUUCGUUGUCCGAGGAUCCAAGAUUGGAGUCUUCAAGCAUACUCCCGAUAACCACCUUCAGUUCUCCACGAAUAUCUCGAAAGUGCAGACCCCCAAAGGCAAGCUCUUUAAACCAACGAAGGUCAUGCUUCACGCCGAAGAUCGAAACUUGGUGUUGCAAAACAAAGAGGAUCCUAACUCUCUGUACCGAAUGGAUCUUGAGUAUGGCAAGGUUGUUGAUGAAUGGAAAGUCCAUGACGACAUCCCAGUAACAAACUUCGUGCCAGAAACGAAAUUUUCGCAGAUGACAGGAGAACAAACUUUUGUCGGUCACUCAAAGAACGCUCUUUUCCGCAUCGACCCCCGUCUUGCCGACCAGAAACUUGUCGAUUCCGAGUUGAAACAAUAUGUGUCAAAGAACGAUUUCUCCGCCGCUGCCACGACGGAGAAGGGCUAUCUCGCCGUUGCGUCGAACAAGGGUGACAUCAGGAUGUUCGACCGCCUAGGAAUCAACGCGAAGACACACAUUCCCGCUCUCGGAGAUCCAAUCAUCGGUCUCGAUGUCUCUGCCGAUGGCCGCUGGCUUCUCGCUACGACACGAACCUAUCUGUUGCUAAUUGACGCUCUUCAAAAAGAGGGCAAGAACGAAGGCAAGCUUGGCUUCGAAAAGUCGUUUGCCAAAGACGCGAAACCUCAGCCGCGUCGGCUUGCGCUGACGCCCAGUCAUGUCGCCCAAUUCCAGCACGAGACUAAAGCGCCGAUAUCGUUCACCCCGGCGAAAUUCAACGCGAGCUUGGAUAAAGAGGAGACCACGAUCGUUACGGCAACCGGUCCGUUCAUCGUCACCUGGAGCGUGAAGAAGUUGCUGGGUGGCAGAAAGGAUCCAUACAGCAUCAAGCGCUACGCAGAAGACGUCGUCGCAGAUAACUUCAAGUUCGGCUCCGACAAAAAUCUUAUCGUCGCUCUGCCGAAUGAAGUCGACAUGGUGGCACGACAGGCGUUGCGUCGACCGACGAGAGAGAGUAUUGCAACGCCUGUGAGGCGAAGCACAGCUCGAAGGAGCUACUUGUCAAGGAAUGACAUCGUCAACAGUCCUUACUAGCAUCAGGCCCAUCUUUUCUCCUCUACUUUUUAUUCGAGAUGUGCUGCAUGAUGCUUUUCGUUGAAUGCGGUCAGGCUUGCCAUCGUCCAGGUUGGUUUCACUGGUUUGUCGAUAUCCCCCCUGAAUCGGAGUAUGCGAAGGGAGUGUUCAGUUUCGGCACUUUCAGGCAGAUGUGUAUGAAUUAUGCAGCAUUAAUAGUUUAGUUUCAAAUCCAGGAAGAUACCCUGUAUGUGCAUAUUCCGUCCUAAUCAUGUGGGCAGUAUUUUCGGCGGUGAAGCCCAAAUAUCAGGAGAUGUGACGUAUCGCGAAGGGGUAUUGAAGCGGAACGGUUUGUGG